Messenger RNA from Gastrolobium bilobum, 589 nucleotides. RefSeq names its product heavy metal-associated isoprenylated plant protein 47-like. The transcript has 3 exons. NCBI's taxonomy places the organism in Eukaryota, Viridiplantae, Streptophyta, Magnoliopsida, Fabales, Fabaceae. The record is from RefSeq and is a predicted model, not a curated record. Bases 92 to 445 code for a protein of 117 amino acids.
UCCUUUAACCAUAAACCACUCUCACACCCCUUUUCUCCAAGCACUAGCACUUCUUCUAACUCAUUAUCAAGAUUUUCUCUUAAACAACAUUAUGGUGAAGGUGGUGAUAAAAGUGUCUAUGAAUGGCUCCAAGUCCAGGUCAAAAGCUAUGAAGAUUGCAGUUGGAGUUUCAGGAGUGGAAACUGCAGCUAUUCAAGGGGAAAACAAAGAUCAAAUAGCGGUAACUGGAGAAGGGAUUGAUUCAGUUUGUCUGACAUCACUUCUAAGAAAGAGUUUUUGCCAUGCAGAACUUGUGAGUGUUGGCCCUGUGGCUGUGGAAGAGAAGAAAAAAGAGGGAAUUACACUACCAAUAGUGUGGCCUUAUGUGAGUGGUGUUCCUCAGUGCCCAGUCUAUGAGAUAAGGCACCCAUCUCAAUAUCAGGACCCUUCUUGUUCCAUCAUGUGAUCAAGAGAGUUUUCAAAGGAAGAAUGAUACCAAGAAAACAUACAUUGAUUAGGCUUUUUAAUUUAUGUAGCAUUGUUGCAACCAAAUCCUUCUGCUGUCUGCAACAUGUUGGACCUCGUUUCAUCGAUAAGCAUAAGACAAAAU